Wickerhamiella sorbophila is the source of this 762-nucleotide messenger RNA. RefSeq names its product Bax inhibitor 1. The record is from RefSeq and is a predicted model, not a curated record. The transcript has a single exon. Gene Ontology annotation, cellular component: membrane. NCBI's taxonomy places the organism in Eukaryota, Fungi, Ascomycota, Dipodascomycetes, Dipodascales, Trichomonascaceae. Bases 1 to 762 code for a protein of 253 amino acids.
AUGUCCACAGCGCCACCAGAGUAUACAGCAACAGGCGGUCUGUUAGAAAAUCUAGAAACUCCUCGUACAGAUGGAGACCACAUUCCUGAUGAUUUCAAGUGGAGCGAUAUUGUUGCCGAGUGUGCAAUUGAUAUCCGGCACCGCUUUAUGCAGCGCGUCUACCUGAUCCUCGUCACCCAGCUCGUGCUCACAAUUGCGAUCUCCGCGAUCAUGAUCAUGAACCCCGGCGUUCAGCAGUGGGCCAUGACGCACUCGUGGGUCAUGUUUGUUGCGAUGUUCGGUGGGUUGGCGUCGAUGAUUGUGACAAUGUGGAAGCGCCGUGAGUACCCGAUCAAUUUGAUAUUUUUGGGUGUUUUCACCGUUUGCGAAGGGUAUAUGGUUGGGUUUGCGUCGAGCACGGCCGACACAAGUGUGAUUAUAUCCGCCCUGAUUGUUUUGGCGAUUAUCUUCACUGCGCUCUCUGCGUUCGCGUUGCAAACUCGUUACGACUUUACCGGCUAUGCUCCAUACCUUGGAGCUGCACUGUUUGGCCUGAUCGGGUUUGGAUUCGUUGCUAUGUUUAUUCCUUCGAGUAAUGUGGAGAUGGCAUACUCUGUAAUUGCCGUUAUUAUCUUUGCUGGUUACAUUCUUGUGGACACUCAAAUGAUUAUGACCCAGUAUCACCCCGAAGACGAAGUUGCAGCUGCUGUUUCACUGUAUUUGGACAUUAUCAACCUUUUCUUGAACUUGUUACGCAUUCUUUCCAAAGCAGAUGACCAGUAA